AUGGCUUACAUGGAGAAAUCCGACAGCUACUAUGAUACUGAACAUGCACAGACCCAUGCAGAAGACGAAGAAGAUUCGCCCAUUGAAGAAGUCCGUUCUGUGGUACCAAACACCGAUGAUCCUACAUUGCCCGUCUGGACCUUCCGCAUGUGGACCCUUGGUUUGGCGUUCUCUUGCUUGUUGAGUUUUGUCAAUCAAUUCUUCUGGUACCGUCAGAACGCCAUGUCACUCUCGCCUCUGGUGGUUCAGUUGAUUUCGUUUCCGCUCGGUAAACUCUUGGAGGCCAUUAUUCCGCGUUCCCGGUUCUUCAACCCGGGUCCAUUCAACAUGAAAGAGCACGUUCUUAUUACGGCCAUGGCCAACUGCAGUUACAGUACAGCUUACGCCAUUGAUAUCAUUACGAUCCAGAAGCUCUGGUACGGACAAGAUAUUGGCUGGGGCGGAGGUUUGCUCCUCAUUUGGACCACCCAAUUCAUUGGUUACGGUAUGGCCGGUGUACUUCGACCCUAUCUUGUGUAUCCUUCGUCCAUGGUGUGGCCUUCCAAUCUGGCCAACAUUUCCCUUUUCCGAACCUUCCAUGUCACAGAAAGUAACUGGACUGGCCCUACGCGUUUCAAAUGGUUUGCCUGCUGCUUUUUGGCCAUGUUUGUUUACUAUUGGCUCCCUGGUUACUUCUUCCAGGUGCUUACCUUCUUUUCCUGGGCAUGCUGGAUUAAACCCGACAACCGUACGCUUGCUCAACUCACCAGUGGCUACCAGGGUUUGGGAAUGCUGGCCGUUUCCUUUGACUGGUCUACCAUUGUUUCGUACUUGUCCUCGCCUUUGGUUGUCCCCUGGUGGGCUAUUGCCAAUAUUAUGGUCGGGUUUGUCACCGUUGCUUGGAUUAUUGCCCCUGCUCUGUACUACAGCAAUGUAUGGAAUGCUCAACGCUUCCCCAUCAUCACUUCGGCCUUGUUCACCAAAGACGGUGAGCUCUGGGAUAACAGUGUCGUGCUUGACGAGCAUAACCGUUUGAAUGAAACGGCUUAUGCAGAAUACGGUCCUUUGUACAUGACCAGCUUCUUCUCUUUCACUUAUGGCAUUAUGUUUGCCGGUCUUACGGCUGUCCUCACCCACACCAUCUUGUACCAUGGCAAAGACAUCAUCCAACAGUUCAAGCGAUCCCGCGACCACGAUGAUGAUAUCCACAUGAAGCUCAUGCGUGUUUACAAGGAAGUCCCCGGCUACUGGUAUCAUGCUACUUUUAUUGUUGCUUUCGGUAUUUCGUUUGCGGUAUGCUACAAGUGGCCUAUGGAUCUUCCCUGGUGGGGUCUUAUCUUGGCUAUUGCUAUUCCUAUUGUGUUUGUGUUGCCAAUCGGCAUCAUUCAAGCUGUUACCAACCAACAACCCGGUUUGAACGUAAUUACUGAAUUGAUCAUUGGUUACGCUUUGCCUGGUCACCCCAUCGCCAAUGUCACCUUCAAGACUUAUGGAUACAUUUCGAUGGCUCAAUGUCUUACCUUUGUAAGCGAUUUGAAGCUCGGUCACUAUACAAAGAUUCCACCGCGUGCCAUGUUUGCGGUGCAAAUGGUCGGUACAUUCUUGGCGGGUAUUAUCAAUUUGGCCACCGCACGCUGGUUGAUGGGCACUAUCCCCAACAUCUGUACUGCUGAUGCGUAUCCAUUCACUUGUCCAUCCGCCAAAACCUUUUACUCGGCUUCCAUUAUCUGGGGUACCAUUGGCCCCGAAAGAAUGUUCGGUCCUAGUUCGCCCUACAACGGUUUGAUGUACUUCUUCUUGGUGGGAUUGCUGCUGCCUAUUCCAUUCUGGUUCCUUGCCAAAAAAUUCCCCAAUAGCUGGCUCAAAUACGUCCACAUCCCUCUUAUUUUCAAUGCUACAGCAAUGAUGCCUCCAGCUGUGCCUCUCAACUUCUCCAUGUGGUGUGCCGCCGGUUUCGUCUUUAUGUUCUGGUUACGAAAGUAUCGUCACAGUUGGUGGAUCAAGUACAACUACGUUACUUCAGCUGCCUUUGAUUCGGGUUGUGCCAUUGCUGCCAUUAUUAUCUUUGGCGUUGUUACCGGCUCGGGUUACACACCACAAUGGUGGGGCAACGGCGGCUACGGAUUGAAUGCUCAGUUCGACAAUUGCCCUAUGGCCUUGUACAACGGCUCCGAUGCCUGCGUCUUAUGCUAG
Messenger RNA from Radiomyces spectabilis, 2172 nucleotides. RefSeq names its product OPT family small oligopeptide transporter. Gene Ontology annotation, biological process: transmembrane transport. The record is from RefSeq and is a predicted model, not a curated record. Lineage: Eukaryota; Fungi; Mucoromycota; Mucoromycetes; Mucorales; Radiomycetaceae. Gene Ontology annotation, molecular function: oligopeptide transmembrane transporter activity. The coding region runs from base 1 to 2172 and encodes 723 amino acids. The transcript has 3 exons.